AACUGCGGUAUACAUUUACGUAUGGCUGUUUAGUUUCGCGCGCUUUUAAAGUCGUCACAUUUAUUCAAUUUAUUUCGCAGAAGAUAUCCGUAUUCUGUCUUUAGUUCAUAAUUGUUGAAAUACAUAAAUAAUUGAAUAAAAUAUUUUAUUUCUUAUAAAGUAUAAAUAUUCGAAAUAAGAAUACAUUAUUAGAAUGUGAUAUUUAAUAACAAUUCAUAAUAGGUAAAAUCAUAAACCAAGUCAGAUUCUACAACAUUUAAGCAAAUAUGAGCUUGUGGGUGGAUAAAUAUCGCCCGACAACACUCGGGAAAUUGGAUUAUCAUCGAGAACAAGCAGAAUACUUGAGAAAUAUGGUGAAGAAAGGUGAUUUUCCGCAUUUAUUAGUGUAUGGACCAUCAGGUGCAGGAAAGAAAACUCGUAUACUAUGUAUCAUAAAAGAAUUGUAUGGAAGUGGAGUUGAGAAGCUGAGGAUGGAAUCUAUGACAUUUGAAACACCAUCUAAAAAGAAGCUAGAGAUAACAACAAUAAGUAGUAACUAUCACAUUGAGGUAAACCCCAGUGAUGUGGGUAUAUAUGAUAGAGUUGUAGUAAUGGAUUUGGUAAAAACUACUGCUCAAACUCAUCAAAUAGAUCCAAGUGGACAAAGAGAAUUUAAAGUGGUAUUGUUAACUAAUGUGGACCAACUUACAAAAGAUGCACAGCAUGCUCUUAGAAGAACAAUGGAAAAAUAUGUUGCUACAUGUAGACUGAUACUUUGUGCAAAUUCAACAUCACGUGUUUUACCAGCUAUUAGAUCAAGGUGUUUAGGAAUCAGGGUACCAGCUCCAACAGUAUCAGAUAUAAAAAAUAUUUUGUAUUCAAUUUGUAAACGUGAAGGUUUAACUUUACCAAAUGAAUUAGCUACCAGAGUAGCUGAAGCUAGUGGUAGAAAUCUUAGAAGAGCGAUAUUAAUGCUUGAAGCUUGUAAGGUUGAACAGUAUCCAUUUACUGCAGAUCAAAAAAUUGCAGAACCAGAUUGGCAAGUAUAUAUUCGUAAUACAGCUAAUAUGAUGGUCAGUGAACAGAGUCCAAAGAAACUUCUUGAAAUAAGAAACAGACUUUAUGAAUUACUUACCCAUGCUAUACCCUGUGAUUUAAUAUUUAAAGGUCUUUUACAAGAAUGUAUAAAAAAUUGUGAUCUUCAGCUAAAAAUUGAAAUCGCAACUGUUGCGGCUGAAUACGAGCAUAAAAUGCAUAGAGGAUCAAAAUCAAUUUUUCAUUUGGAAGCAUUUGUCGCGCGAUUUAUGGCAAUUUAUAAAAAAUUCAUUGAUUCAUCUCUUGAAGGCUUUGUUUAAUACAUUAAUUCAUGUACUUACAUACAUUUCAAAUACAAUUAUGCAAAUACAAAUUUGUUAAAUAAGUUCUUAUAUUUCUAAAUCAUGUAUAUUUAUUAUUUAUAAAGUAACUAAUAACAAUCUGUAUUUUUUAGAUUUGUUAUUCUAAUGUUUUACUCUAAAUUUUGUACAAUUUGUCGGACAAAUUGAUCUGAUAAUACAGUUAAUUUUCAGUAAAAAUUGUAUGACAAUGUAAUUGAUGAAACUUACAAUGCAGCAAGAAGAACAGCAGCAAUUGCAGACAAUGCAGUCACUGCAUAUCCAGUACUAUAUACUUCUUUAAUUGUAAGGAACAUUCCUAAAUCCCAAAACUGCAAAGUGUAACAAUGAAAAUUUAAAUAUCAACCAAUGCUAAGAAAGAACUAUACUAACUAUUUAAUUAUUAGUUGACAUCAAUUUUUUUAAGAUCUAUAUUACCAAAUGACGAAAUCCGUUGAGUGUAUGAUAAGUAGCAGGAAGAGCAAGUAAAGUUUUGCCAACAAAAAGAAUAGGAGCUGAUAAACCUAAAUCUGAAAUCAUUUCUAUAAGGCAAGGAAUACCUCCAGGGAUAAGUAAUGUUC
Molecule: messenger RNA, 1933 nt
Organism: Osmia lignaria (orchard mason bee)
Lineage: Eukaryota; Metazoa; Arthropoda; Insecta; Hymenoptera; Megachilidae
Gene: RfC38
Product: replication factor C subunit RfC38
Biological process (GO): DNA-templated DNA replication; DNA repair
Cellular component (GO): DNA replication factor C complex; nucleus
Molecular function (GO): ATP hydrolysis activity; DNA binding; DNA clamp loader activity
Source: RefSeq, a predicted model, not a curated record